Messenger RNA from Xenopus laevis (African clawed frog), 1503 nucleotides. RefSeq lists its product as uncharacterized. The transcript has 4 exons. Lineage: Eukaryota; Metazoa; Chordata; Amphibia; Anura; Pipidae. The record is from RefSeq and is a predicted model, not a curated record. Bases 6 to 1130 code for a protein of 374 amino acids.
GAAAAAUGAAAGUGAAAGAUUUAGAGACAAGAGAUACACCGAGGAACAGUCACUGGAACAGGAGAGAGAUUCCUAAUUCAGCAAUGGAAUAUAACCAGCUCAGAGACGACAUUCAGAACUUCAGUCUGGACAAUUGUCCUCUGGGGAACCAGGGCUACAACCGGGUCCUACUGCAGCUGUUUGGGUAUAUGGGGCACGGCAAGUCUGCCCUCAUAAACUCACUCAAAUAUGUUCUGUAUAGAGGAUCAUUUUCAGUUGAAGCUGAAUCAGGGGUGACAACUCAUGGUGGUUCUUACACUAUGGAGAGAAGAGUCUACACACUCACACCCACCAUCACAGUUGUGGAUAACAGAGGACUUGUAUUCAUGAAUGACUAUGAGAUGAGCAUGAUUUAUGCUCAGUUGGGUAACUUCAUGCCCCUUAAUGAGAAAGUGGAAUGGAAAGACAGUUAUGAAGACUUCAUGUACAAGCUCGAGGAUUCUGAGUUGGAUCCAAAUUACACAGACUUUAUAGUUCCAGUCUUUGUUUAUAAGGUGCAGACCAAAUUGCCAGAGCAAGAGAUGUCACAAAUUAAAGCAUUUUGUAAAAUCUGCCGAGACAUGACAGGUGUUUUCCCAAUCAUUGUCCUCACACACAAAACAAGUGAGAAUUAUUUUGAAGUUGAAAAGAAGUUUAGAUGUUUGGGUGCAGAGGUGGUUGUGGCAGUGGAGAAUUACUCCAAUGAGGAUCAGCUACAGACACUGGGGAGAAAUACAGAUUUCCUUACACUCCUCAAACAUGCCGUGGAUAAUGUCAUGUUCCGGAUGGAGCACCCAAGAAAACCAAAGGAAGACCGUAUACAGAGAAAGAAAUUCCUAAAUACAUAUGUCCAUGAUACUGAUGUAACUAAUAAGAUCAAUGAGAUUAAAAGAAAGGAAGAGGAGGCUACAAGACUGGCUGAGGUAAGAAUGAAACAAGAAGAGGCUAGAAGACUGGCUGAGGCAAGAAUGGAACAAGAAGAGGCUACAAGACUGGCUGAAGCAACAAUGGAACAAGAAGAGGCUACAAGACUGGCUGAGGCAACAAUCGAACAAGAAGAAUGUGAUCCAGCUAGUAGCAGCAAUAAAAAGAAAACAUGCACAACUCAAUGACAUGUUACAAUUUAAUUUACUAUUUACUACUUAAGAAGUAUAUUAACCCCGCCUACAUUCAGUGAUUAUUUAAAUCAAUUAUAUAUUGCUAUAAAGUGGACCAAUUGAUUUCCCUUGGAUCCGGUUUACUUAUGUUGCUCGAUUGUAUUAUUACCCUUAUAACUUAUUGGUAUCUGUGUGCAAAAAAGGACGUAAUAAAUGAUUAAAAAUAAAUUAACGAUGUUGAAGUUUUAAUUGAUUAACCUCUGUACCGUAUAUAUAAUAAAUCAAUUAUUUUAUAAGUGCCAUGUGCUUAUCUCGCUCAUAAUUCAUUUUGCUCCAUAAUUAAAGUCAUUAACUUCUAUGUGAUGAAUUCAAUCAAAAGUAUAAUAAA